Messenger RNA from Dibothriocephalus latus, 240 nucleotides. The record is from the annotation of a GenBank genome assembly. Lineage: Eukaryota; Metazoa; Platyhelminthes; Cestoda; Diphyllobothriidea; Diphyllobothriidae.
GUCAACCCCUUCCUCGACCAGGCAACAAUGGAGGCACACGAGACGGCGGAUCUGGAGUCGCGUAAACGCUACAGCCAGUUGGUGGAAUUGGAUGAUUGGACGGAGGGUGAGAAUCAGUUCAGCGAACUCUACUACGACGUUGAAGACCUGGUGCAGUCUGUGAACGGUGGAAUCUACGACUCGGACAUUAUUCUGCAUCAACUGACCUCCGCGGAAGCUCCACGUCUCUCGCUGUGUUAG